This is a messenger RNA of Dreissena polymorpha, 2160 nucleotides long. RefSeq names its product anhydro-N-acetylmuramic acid kinase-like. Bases 282 to 1427 code for a protein of 381 amino acids. Gene Ontology annotation, biological process: peptidoglycan turnover; amino sugar metabolic process. The record is from RefSeq and is a predicted model, not a curated record. The transcript is spliced from 2 exons. Gene Ontology annotation, molecular function: ATP binding; phosphotransferase activity, alcohol group as acceptor. Lineage: Eukaryota; Metazoa; Mollusca; Bivalvia; Myida; Dreissenidae.
AACUCACUUGUUCCAAUGCACAUGAUUGAUGUUCACUUGUAUAGCGGCAUUUUAUAUUUCAUACAUCGCUUUCUGCAGAACGUAUACCGCCUUGAGCACAUAGUAUGAACGCAGCGUACUUCAAGGUAAACUUUAUCUGACCUAGCGGAUAGACAAGGAUUCAAGACACCAGUCAGAACAAGUUUUGUUCGACAAGGAGUUUUGCGUGACUAAAAUAGUAUAUGAAAUUUAAUUUUUUAAAGGAUUUGGGAUAACGGCUUACGAUGCGUGCUGGAUAAACAAUGUCGUCUUUCGUAGGAAUCGGAUGUAUGUCGGGCUCGUCACUUGACGGCCUAGACGUGUGCUGCGUUGAAUUUACGGGUGACAUUUGUUCGGAUCUCUGGGGAUACAGAAUUCUCAAUGCGGAAACCAUCUCAUACGACGAACAGUGGACGGAGCGCUUACGUAACGCCGCGAUGCUGUCGGCCGCGCAUUUCGUCAAAGUAAACGUCGAUUACGGGCUUUUCGUCGGCCACAGCGUGGCGCGAUUUAUCACCAAACACAGGCUUGAUCAUAAGGUCCAAUUUGUCGCCUCCCAUGGACAUAGUUUGUUUCACAAUCCACACGAUGGCGUCGCCUUUCAACUGGGUGACGGCGAAGUGACGGCGACGGUACUAAAAGUCCCGUUCGUAACCAGCUUCCGGUCUAAGGACGUCUGUCUUGGUGGCCAGGGAGCGCCGCUAGUCCCAUGUGGAGAAAAAUUCCUUUUUAGAAACAGCGAUAUUUGUGUCAAUUUGGGUGGGAUCGCAAAUAUCGGGGUGAGAGGCCUGGUGGGGUAUGACAUCUGUGCGUGUAACAUUAUGCUUAACUAUUUGGCGUCAAAAGCAAACGCUGGUAUGGCGUUCGAUAAAGACGGGGAGCUGGCUAGAAAUGGCAACGUAAUCCCGGAAGUGCUUUUGAAGCUAAAAACCAUCGCCUACUACCAGGAUGCAGCGCCGAAAUCACUCUGGAGAGAUUAUAUAGAAUCGAACAUUAUGCCUAUACUAGAUACUGACAAGUACAUUGUCGUUGAUCUCCUGCGCACGUGCACGGAGCACGUAGCUUCCAUGGUAGCGAAAGCGUGCCUGGAGGCGAAAAACUCCCUAGCAACCGCGUUGCCUGGCAACGCACCAACGGUGCUUAUAACGGGAGGGGGCGCUUUAAACAAGUUCCUUAUGGAGAACAUACGACAACUUAUUGAAGUGCAAGGACUUGUUGUUCAGGAAGUAGACGAGGAAACCAUUAAUUUCAAGGAAGCCCUGAUUUUUGCUUUCCUUGGCAUGCGCUGUUUGCUGGGCGUCGAGAAUGUCUUUCGGGAAACAACCGGUGCUCGGAAAGAUUCGGUUUCCGGAAGUAUCCACAGACCAGCAACGUGUCCGGCGUUGAAAAACAAAAGUCUGUUGCACUGAAUGGCAUUGAAAAUACGCAGAUCGUCGAGCAAUUGCACGUGUGUGACGAGAAUUUUAGACUUUCAGCUUUAAAAAGAAGAACGGUCAGAAUACGAAACAAACGUUCCAUCAGUGGUGUAGCUAUAUAUUUGUGUGGCCAUUGUAUGUCCGGUGUCAUAACCACAGGUGGUUAGCGUGUUGCAAUGAUAUUAAUUAGUGAAAACAUCAUUUUGAAUGAUAAAUAAUCAUACUAUAACAAAAAAUUAACGUUUCUGAAAAAAAAAUUCACUAUCAAAUAUAUAUAUAACAAGGUAUGCAACUCAAAAUCACCCCAAAACGGGGUGUAUCGCUUUGAACAGCCAUAUCUUCAUCAAUUGUGCAGCGAUUUUCACGAUCUCGGUCUUAUUCAACGCAGAAAUGAAUUUCCUUUCUGAAUAUGUAUAUGUCUUGCAAUAUUUUUUCAAAUGCUGGGUCAAUUUUUAAGAAAUAACACUUAGUCUAAUUGCUUCGAUAUUAAUGUCGUAUGGUCAUUGCAACAGAAGGAACAUACUAGCACAUUUUGGAAUAAUUGUUUUCUUCUCCCAGUGUAUACCAGCGAAAACGAUGGGAGAAAAGGAUUAAUAGUGACUUAAAAAAAAAGAACACACAUUUUUAUUUGCUCAACUGUUUCGUUACUCAUUCCGUGAUUGUGUAUGUACUUUUUGCUAUUGAAACGCUUACAUUUUAUGUUCAAAUAAAACAUAAAUUUACUGAU